Messenger RNA from Knipowitschia caucasica, 2139 nucleotides. NCBI's taxonomy places the organism in Eukaryota, Metazoa, Chordata, Actinopteri, Gobiiformes, Gobiidae. The record is from the annotation of a GenBank genome assembly.
AUGGCGACAUCCUCUGUGUCUAAAGGCUGUUUCGUCUUCAAACCCAGCAGCAAAAAGCGGAAACUUGCCGACAUUGGCGAUCACUUCAUGCGCGGUUGUGAGGAGAAAGACGGGAGCGCGCUACGGUACAACUUGUUUAAGCAGCUUUGGGACCGGAUCUUCAAAGACACCGAGUCCUUACAAGACGAUCUCAACAGAAACAUACUGGACAGCCUUUUGGACUUCAUCAGAAAAUGCUGUCACAAGAAACUGGACGACUGGGCUGCGCAGAUGCGAGCCAGCGAGAUCCCCACCGCGGCUCUCAUGCUGGGCGUCAAUGUGCCAGACCACGACAUGACCUUCCACAGCUUGUCCGAGCUCCUGCGUGCGUCUGUCAGCCCGUACGUCGCCUCUCUGCACGCAAAAGAAUGUGGAGCUUUGAAACACCUUCUCAAACGAGUCCUUGAACGCGUCAUGGACGGAGAAGUGGAUGUGGACGACGAGGAAGACGCAGAGAUGGACGCCGUGCAGGUCAACACACGCGUCCAAUGCUCGUUUAACGUACUUUGCGAAUGGUACAAGGCGAAAACCAAGAAGUUAAAAGACCAAUCUGUGCAUAGACCUCCUGUUGUGGUCUUGUUUAAAGAUCUGGAGGCGUUUAACCCUAAAGUUUUGCAGGAAUUUAUAAUUAUCUGCAGCCGCUAUGUGGAACAGCUCCCUCUGGUGUUCAUUUUCGGUAUCGCCACGUCUCCCAGCACGAUCCAAAACAUGUUGCCCCACUCCGUCUCGUCUCUCCUGUGCAUAGAGCUGUUCCAUUCCCUCUCAUGCACGCAGCACCUCGCCACAGUCAUCGAUAAGUUAAUUUUGACCUCACGUUUCCCGUUCAAACUCGGCGCCAAAGUCAUGCAAGUCCUCGUAAGCAUAUUCCUCUACCACGACUUCUCUGUGCGUAACUUUAUCAAAGGCGUGCAGGUGGCUUUACUGGAGCACUUUCAUUCACAGCCUCUCAGUGUGCUGUGUUGUGAGGAAAAAGUGGCCAUGGAUCUUAUUGUGCACCUUCGUAAAAAAGAUCUGGAAAGGAUAAGAGAGCUGCCCUCGCUUAAAAGCCACGUUGAAGCUAUGAAAGACGUGGAAAAGGCGGAUCUGCUUAUGAGCAAUGACGCCAGCUUGAAAGAAGAAUGCAAAACUCUAAUCAAAUCGCUUCACACGUAUCACACUAACUACUACCCGGUCUUGAGAUGCCUGCAUGCCCUUACGUCAGGCCUGCCACGUUAUCCUCUGGGGAAGCAGAUACGUGAGUUGCAUUUGAUUUGUCUGGAGAACAGCGUGUGGGAGAGUGAGGACUACCAGACGGCCAUGAAGCUGCUGAAGAUGCUGUCCAAAGAGGAGCUGGAGGCGGGGAUGCAGAGGUGCGUAGAGGCGCUGAAGCUGGAGCAGGAGGAGGAGGAGUCCGCGAGUAUGACAAGCGCACGGGAGAGACUGCAAGAGUUACUGUCCCUCAUGAGAGGCCUGGAUCUGUGUGCAGAUGUGGUCCCAGUCACAGAGGACGCAGAACCCAUCCUCACUUCUCCACUGAGAAACCUGCAGAAGAAGACCGACCUGUUCCAGCUGCAGAAAACCCUCCUGGAGAUGAACGAGACUCGCCGCGUCAAGAAGCUCAGCCCCUUCGAGCGCCUGCGCAACGAGACCGUGGACUUCCUGGACUCGCUGGUGCGGUCUCACCUGUCCCCGCCCGAGUCCCAGCCGCUGCACGAAGUCAUGUACUACCGCUCGUCUGCCACCGUGAGGCGCCACCUGAACGCCACCCCGCGCACCUCCAUCCAAGCUGCGCUGAGCAAUCCGUACUUCUACCUGCAAAACGAGAGCUUGCGAACGGACGACGGCGGCGUUUCCAACUCCGCUCCCGACAUCUGCAUCGCCUACAAACUCCACCUCGAGUGCGGCAGGUUGAUCAAUCUCUUCGACUGGCUGGAGGCGUACUGCACGGUGGUCUCUGCGGCCGAGGGGGGGGACCCUGAGGCGGAGGAUUUCGGGAAAGUGGACGAAAGGAAACACGCCAGGUUCAUCCAAGCUGUGUCCGAGCUGGAGUUUCUGGGAUUCAUAAAGUCGACCAAACAGAAGACGGACCACGUGGCCAGGCUCACGUGGGGAGGCUGCUGA